Molecule: messenger RNA, 892 nt
Organism: Phlebotomus argentipes
Lineage: Eukaryota; Metazoa; Arthropoda; Insecta; Diptera; Psychodidae
Product: transforming growth factor beta-1-induced transcript 1 protein
Exons: 4
Coding region: 246-785 (179 amino acids)
Cellular component (GO): Z disc; nucleus
Molecular function (GO): transcription coregulator activity
Source: RefSeq, a predicted model, not a curated record
GACUGUGAGUUGGAUAUCGCGAGCUUUGGCGCCUCCACACACUUUAGUCGGUCGUCAGUUGUGACCGUGUCCAAGUGCUCUGUGCUCAGCUCUCGAGAACUCCCCCCAGGCGCCUCGUCAUCGCUUUCCUGCCCAGAGAAAGACACCACAGCAAUUGGAUAAUAUUCUAUUAAUAUUUCUCGCCAGAAAUUAAACAAUUCUCAACUAAUUCUUCAUUCUGUGCCCAAAGGAAGACAAUUUCAGCGAUGACGGACGUCGUUUGUGGCAAGUGUAACAAUCCAAUUACACAAAAUAUCCUCACAGCUCUUGGAAAAUCUUGGCACCCGGAGCACUUUGUCUGCAAAGUAUGCGAUCGACCCAUCUCGGAGGGAUCCUUUAACCAGAAGGACGGCGAACCCGUGUGCUCUGGCUGCUACAUCAGCAAAUACACGGACGUGUGCUAUGCAUGCAAGCAACACAUUUUAUCGCAGAAAGUAAUUAAGGCCAUGGACAAGACGUGGCACGAGGAACACUUUGUGUGUGGCGGGCCCUGCAAGAAGGCCCUGGUGGGGGCCUCCUUCUACGAGCGCGACGGACAGCCCUACUGCAAGGAUUGCUUUGAGGCCCAGUUCGCCUCUCGGUGUGCCGGCUGCUCCAAUGCGAUACUGGAGAAGGCCGUGAUCGCUCUGGACGUGAAAUGGCACAAGGAUUGUUUCAAGUGCCAGAAGUGCAAAGAGCCAAUUUCCGGCAACACCUUCGCCGUGCAGGACAAUAAGCCCCUCUGCACCGAGUGCGCCGGCAUUUAAGCCGCCUCCCCAGCUUUUCAGAGCUUCUAAACGCAAGAAAUUCACAUCAAUAUAAUAUUUAUCCGCGACACAGAUAAUUUGUUGCCAUUAAAUUGUUAUGUCUUCAA